Messenger RNA from Conger conger (European conger), 4190 nucleotides. Its product is annotated as glutamate receptor-interacting protein 1-like. Gene Ontology annotation, biological process: neurotransmitter receptor transport, endosome to postsynaptic membrane. The record is from RefSeq and is a predicted model, not a curated record. Gene Ontology annotation, molecular function: nuclear glucocorticoid receptor binding. Lineage: Eukaryota; Metazoa; Chordata; Actinopteri; Anguilliformes; Congridae. Bases 460 to 3837 code for a protein of 1125 amino acids. The transcript has 25 exons.
UCACGUGGACCAGACCAUUCCCCCAAACCCGAACACUGCGCUUUCCAUCAGUGCUAGGGAACAGAAAGAGAGAGAGAGAGGGGGAAAAAGAACAUACACCUGUUCUCGUGGAAACACGAUCAACAAAUGAUUUAUUGAAACGCUAAGAAUGCAAGUUCCCUUGUCACUUCGUAAAUCGGCGUAGGCAGCCUGUCUCGACCUGAACAGAGGGGUCGGUCUCUCUUUCUCUCUCCCGUUGCGUUUGGUGCCGUCUCGUAGUUUUUCCCCGCGCCUUCUGCGUCCCUCGCGCUCCCCACAACGAGGCUUCGGGAGAGACACGGCGUUGGAUUACACCCGGCGAAGGGAGAAGGAGACACGAACCGAAGGAUAAAACGCAAAAGGGGGGGAAACCUGUGCCGAGGUAGAAAUGAGCCAAAUGGUUGUCUUUGGAACCGUCUGAAUGCGCUCACAGCGGAGGAGAUGCCGGGCUGGAAGAAGAACAUGCCCUCUUGCCUCCAGGCAGAGGAGGAAGCAGAUGAGGGGCCAUACUCAAAGUCCUCCAGCCUCUCCAGGCCGUCAGAUGGGGCACUGGCCGUCAGGAGACAGAGUAUCCCAGAGGAGUUUAAGGGCUCCUGCCUGGUGGAGCUGAUGAAGAAGGAGGGCACCACGCUGGGCCUCACCGUCUCCGGCGGCAUCGACAAGGACGGCAAGCCCCGCGUGUCCAACCUGCGCCAGGGAGGCAUCGCAGCCAGGAGUGAUCAGCUGAACGUAGGAGACUACAUUAAGUCUGUGAACGGGAUCAACCUGGCCAAGUUCCGGCACGAUGAGAUCAUCAGCCUGCUGAAGAACGUGGGGGAGAGGGUGGUGCUGGAGGUGGAGUACGAGCUCCCGCCCGUCUCUCUCCAAGGCUCAGGGGUCAUGUUUAAAACCGUGGAGGUCACACUGCACAAAGAGGGCAACUCGUUCGGCUUUGUCCUGCGAGGGGGGUCCCACGAGGACAGGAACAAGUCCCGCCCCGUUGUCAUAUCAACCGUGCGUCCAGGAGGCCCUGCUGACAGGGAGGGCACUAUGAAGCCUGGGGACCGGGUGCUGAGCAUCGACGGGAUUCGUCUCCACGGAGCCACGCACACGGAGGCCAUGAGCAUCCUGAAGCAGUGCGGGCAGGAGGCCACGCUGCUGAUCGAGUACGACGUGUCCGUCAUGGAUUCGAUAGCCACGGCGUCAGGUCCUCUCCUGGUGGACGUGGUGAAGUCCAUGGGCUCCAGUCUGGGACUGGCCUUAUCUACCUCUGUGUACUGCAACAAGCAGGUGGUCAUCAUCGAGAAGGUCAAGCCUGCCAGCAUCGCCGACAGGUGUGGGGCGCUGCACGCGGGUGACCACAUCCUGUCGGUGGACGGCACCAGUAUGGAGUUCUGCUCCCUGGCCGAGGCCACUCAGCUGCUGGCCAGCGCCUGUGAGCACGUCAAGAUGGAGAUCCUCCCCCACCACCAGACCCGGCUGGCCCUCAAAGGGCCCGAGCAAGUCAAGGUGCAACGCAGCAACAGGCCCCUGCCCUGGGACUCCUGCACCACCAACAGCAACAGCAACUAUCUCCCGUACCAGCACUACAACACCUACCACCCCGACGCCCGCCCCCAGGGCUCCAAGCACCACAAAUCCUCUCCCAACAGCUUCACGCUGGGCUCCUCCUUCUCUCCGUCCUCCAUGAGCGCGUACAGCCUGAGCUCCCUGAACGUCAACACGCUGCCCCGCAGCCUGUACCCCGCUAGCCCCCGCGGCACCAUGAUGAGGAGGAAACUCAAGAGGAAGGACCACAAGAGCUGCCUGUCCCUGGCCUCCAGCACGUUGGGUCUGUCGGGGCAGGUGGUGCACACUGAGAGCACGGAGGUGGUCCUCAUCUGUGACUCCAUCAUGGGUUUCGGCAUCCAGCUGCAGGGCGGGGUCUUUGCCACGGAAACGCUCAGCUCCCCCCCCCUCAUCGCCUACAUGGACCCGGACAGCCCAGCAGAGAGGAGCGGGAUCCUGCAGAUCGGAGACCGGAUCCUCUCCAUCAACGGCAUCCCCACGGAGGACAGCACCCUGGAGGAGACCAAUCAGAUGCUGCGGGACUCCGGCAUCACCAGCAAGGUCACCAUGGAGAUCGAGUUUGAUGUGGCAGAGUCGGUGAUCCCUAGUAGCGGUACCUUCCACGUUAAGCUGCCAAAGAAGCCGGGCGUGGAGCUGGGCAUCACCAUCAGCUCCCCGUCAAACAGGAAGCCGGGCGACGCCCUCAUUAUCUCGGACAUAAAGAAGGCCAGCGUGGCUCACAGGACGGGGACUCUGGAGCUGGGUGAUAAGCUGCUGGCCAUCGAUAACAUCCGCCUGGAGAACUGCUCCAUGGAGGACGCCGUGCAGAUCCUCAACCAGUGUGAGGACCUGGUCAAGCUCAAGAUCCGCAAGGACGAGGACAACUCCGACGAGCAGGAAGUGUCGGGCGCCAUCAUCUACACGGUGGAGCUGAAGCGGUACGGCGGGCCGCUGGGCAUCACCAUCUCCGGCACCGAGGAGCCCUUCGACCCCAUCAUCAUCUCCAGCCUGACCAAGGGAGGCCUGGCAGAGAGGACCGGGGCGAUCCACGUGGGGGACCGGAUCCUGGCCAUCAACAGUAACAGCCUGAAGGGGAAGCCCCUGAGCGAGGCCAUCCACCUGCUGCAGAUGGCGGGAGAGUCCGUCACCCUCAAGAUCAAGAAGCAGGGCGAGCUCACCAGCCCCAAGCAGUCUGGGGGCCCGGGGAACGAGCUGAACAGCCUGGAGGACGCCGAUCAGACCGGUCUCAAUCCAGGCAAAAUGGCCGACCUCUUCUCCAUCCCCGGUGUGGACGUCGCUGUGGACUCCUGGGACGGAUUGUCCGUUAACACGGCCGUCAAUAACCCGGUGUCGGGGUACCAGGCGGCGGGGUACAGCUUCCACAGUCACGAGUGGCGGAGUGCGAAGGCCCGGGGCAGUCCGUCGCCCGUCAGCGCCCCCCAGAGGAACAGCAGCGUACUGCAGGACCUGGGCCUGAGCGAUGAUGACUGGGAUCGGCCAAUAGCCAGCGGAACCACCUCCCUUCCCACCGGCUUAAUCACAGAUAGCAGGUUCACCGUGGGCCACGACGGGACAGAACCAGACCAGGAGGAGAACUUCUGGUCCCAGGCCCUGGAGGACCUGGAGACGUGCGGCCAGUCCGGGAUCUUGCGAGAGCUGGAGGCCACCAUCAUGUCGGGCAGCAGCCUGAGUCUGAACCAGGACCCGGCGCCCCGGGGCCGCUGCAGCCUGGGGAGGCAGUCCAGCUUCCAGGAGCGCGGCUCCAGCAGGCCCCAGUACAGCCAGGCCAGCCGCAGCAACACCCUGCCCAGCGACGCGGGCCGCAAGGCCUUCGCCAUGAGGAAGAUGAGGCAGGAGAUGAAGGACCUGCUGUCGCCCGUGCCCACGGAGCUGCACAAGGUCACGCUGUUCAAAGAGCCGGACGAGGAGGACUUUGGGUUCAGCGUGUCCGACGGGCUCCUGGAUAAGGGCGUGUACGUCAACAACAUCCGCCCCAGCGGCCCUGCUGAGCUGGGGGGCCUGAAGGCCUUCGACAGGCUGCUACAGGUCAACCACAUCCGGACGCGGGACUUUGACUCAUGCCUGGUGAUCCCGCUGAUGUCCGAAUCGGAGGACAAGCUGGACCUGGUGAUCAGCCGGGACCCCCUGGUCCCGCCGGGGCCCGCAGACCUGUCCCCGCUGCCCCCGGAGCCCCUGGAGGACUGGGGCGGGGCCGGGAGCCAUGGCAACGGCCAGGCCAACUGCCCCCGGCUCGCAGAACUGGAGAUCAGAGACUCCACCAAGACCUUAUAGCAGGGGUGCGGGUCUACCCCUAAACCCCCACAGAAAGAGCCGCCCCAUCCCAGUGUUCCCCAUGGAGGACCUGUCCAACAACCCCAAAACCCCCCUCCAAAAAGAGCCACCCCAUCCCAGUGUUCCCCAUGGAGGACCUGUCCAACAACCCCAAAACCCCCCUCCAAAAAGAGCCACCCCAUCCCAGUGUUCCCCAUGGAGGACCUGUCCAACAACCCCAAAACCCCCCUCCAAAAAGAGCCACCCCAUCCCAGUGUUCCCCAUGGUGCUAAUACCCCCCCUGGCAGAGUCUCUCUGGGUCCGAUCGGGGGCUGGAGCACACCCACCCAACUUGCCCCGGAGACAACCUGAGA